Molecule: messenger RNA, 594 nt
Organism: Thlaspi arvense
Lineage: Eukaryota; Viridiplantae; Streptophyta; Magnoliopsida; Brassicales; Brassicaceae
Source: the annotation of a GenBank genome assembly
AUGGGUUGUGUUCACUUCGAGUCAUCAGAUCCAUGGACACGCUCUGUUCACGAGAAGCCAAAUGUUGAAACAUCGAACACAGUUUCUCUACAACAAGACGACAACGGCGGAGGUGGAAUCCAAGAAGCUUGGUCUGGGAUCGAGAAUCGCGUUGUAAGUUUCGCCGGAGAGAACAAGCUGGAGAAGAGGAAGAGCCAGGUGUUGCUUGAGGGAUACGUUGAGGCUGCUGCGACAGAUGAUCAAGACGAUCUGACGAGAGCCAAGAGCUUGACGGAUGAUGAUCUCGAGGAGCUUAAAGGUUGUUUAGAUCUUGGUUUUGGAUUCAGCUACGACGAGAUCCCUGAGCUCUGCAACACUUUGCCUGCUUUAGAGCUCUGUUACUCCAUGAGCCAGAAGUUCUUGGAUGAUCAGCAGAACCACCAGAAGUCGCCGGAGAUGUCUCCGGAGGAAGAGGAUUCGCCGCCACCACCGACAACGACCAUCCCAAUUGCAAACUGGAAGAUCUCUAGCCCUGGUGAUAAUCCUGAUGAAGUAAAAGCUAGACUCAAAUACUGGGCUCAAGCCGUAGCUUGCACCGUCCGAUUGUGCAGCUGA